Antechinus flavipes (yellow-footed antechinus) is the source of this 4556-nucleotide messenger RNA. It is a transcript of the gene ABL2, whose product is annotated as ABL proto-oncogene 2, non-receptor tyrosine kinase. The record is from RefSeq and is a predicted model, not a curated record. NCBI's taxonomy places the organism in Eukaryota, Metazoa, Chordata, Mammalia, Dasyuromorphia, Dasyuridae. Gene Ontology annotation, molecular function: ATP binding; protein binding; non-membrane spanning protein tyrosine kinase activity. Gene Ontology annotation, biological process: regulation of apoptotic process; protein phosphorylation.
AUGGGGCAGCAGGUGGGCCGCGUCGGGGAGGCUCCGGGGCUCCAGCAGCCGCAACCCCGUGGGAGCCGCGGGAGCAGCGCCUCCAGGCCGGCCGGCCGCAGACGGGACGCGGCGGGGCGCGCGGAGGAGGCCGGCUUCAAUAUCUUCACCCAGCAUGAAGCCCUUCACCGUCCCUAUGGCUGUGAAGUUGAAUCCCAGGCACUGAAUGAAGCCAUCAGGUGGAGUUCCAAGGAGAAUUUGCUUGGAGCCACUGAGAGUGACCCCAAUCUCUUUGUUGCACUUUAUGAUUUUGUUGCAAGUGGUGAUAACACACUCAGCAUCACCAAAGGUGAAAAGCUCCGAGUCCUUGGUUACAACCAGAAUGGUGAAUGGAGUGAGGUACGCUCUAAGAAUGGGCAAGGUUGGGUGCCAAGCAACUAUAUCACCCCAGUGAACAGCCUGGAGAAACAUUCCUGGUACCAUGGGCCAGUGUCCCGAAGUGCAGCUGAAUAUCUGCUUAGCAGCCUUAUCAACGGCAGCUUCCUUGUGCGGGAGAGUGAAAGCAGCCCAGGGCAACUAUCCAUCUCGCUUAGGUACGAGGGACGUGUAUACCACUACAGGAUCAAUACCACCACAGAUGGAAAGGUGUAUGUGACAGCAGAAAGCCGAUUUAGCACUUUGGCAGAGCUUGUUCAUCAUCACUCUACAGUGGCUGAUGGGCUGGUGACAACCUUGCACUAUCCAGCACCAAAGUGCAAUAAGCCUACAGUCUAUGGAGUGUCCCCUAUCCAUGACAAGUGGGAAAUGGAACGAACUGAUAUCACCAUGAAGCACAAACUUGGGGGUGGCCAAUACGGCGAGGUAUAUGUUGGUGUCUGGAAGAAAUACAGUCUUACCGUUGCUGUGAAAACACUGAAGGAAGAUACCAUGGAAGUGGAAGAAUUCCUAAAAGAAGCUGCUGUGAUGAAGGAAAUCAAGCAUCCUAAUCUAGUACAGUUGCUGGGUGUGUGUACCUUGGAACCACCUUUUUAUAUAGUAACUGAGUACAUGCCAUAUGGAAACCUGCUCGACUACUUGCGGGAGUGCAACCGGGAGGAGGUGAGCGCUGUGGUGCUGCUGUACAUGGCCACACAAAUCUCCUCGGCCAUGGAAUACUUGGAGAAAAAAAACUUCAUCCACCGAGAUUUAGCAGCUCGGAAUUGCUUAGUUGGAGAGAAUCAUGUAGUCAAGGUUGCUGAUUUUGGCUUAAGUAGAUUAAUGACUGGAGACACCUAUACUGCUCAUGCUGGCGCGAAAUUCCCUAUCAAAUGGACAGCACCAGAAAGUCUGGCUUAUAAUACUUUCUCAAUUAAAUCAGAUGUUUGGGCUUUUGGAGUACUGUUAUGGGAAAUUGCAACCUAUGGGAUGUCACCAUAUCCAGGUAUUGACCUAUCUCAGGUCUAUGAUCUAUUGGAGAAAGGAUAUCGAAUGGAGCAGCCUGAAGGAUGUCCACCAAAAGUCUAUGAACUUAUGAGGGCAUGCUGGAAGUGGAGUCCUUCUGACAGGCCCUCUUUUGCUGAGACACAUCAAGCUUUUGAAACUAUGUUUCAUGAUUCCAGCAUUUCUGAAGAGGUAGCUGAGGAGCUUGGGAGAACAGCUUCCUCUUCAUCCAUCGUGCCAUACCUGCCUCGAUUACCCAUACUUCCUUCCAAAACCAGGACCCUGAAGAAGCAGGCAGAGAACAAAGAGAAUAUAGAUGGAACCUCAGACUCUGCAGAGCCCUCAGCCUCCAGCUCAGCACCAGGGUUCAUUAGAAGCACACAGCCACCCACCGGAUCCCCAGCGCUGCCUCGCAAACAGAGAGACAAAUCACCCAGUAGCCUCUUGGAAGAUGCCAAGGAGACCACUUUUACCAGGGACCGAAAGGGGGGCUUCUUCAGUUCCUUCAUGAAGAAGAGGAACGCCCCCACGCCCCCCAAACGCAGCAGCUCCUUCCGUGAAAUGGAAAAUCAGCCCCACAAGAAGUACGAACUCACAGGGAACUUCUCCUCCGUGGCUUCUCUGCAGCAAGCCGACGGCUUUGCUUUCACUCCUGCCCAACAAGAGACAAACCUGGUUCCUCCCAAGUGCUCCGGGAGCAAUUUUGCCCAGAGGACUUUUUGUAGUGAGGAUGGGAGUGAAGGCGAAGGCGGAGGCGGGGGGAGUGGAAGCGCUGGGGGUGGGUGGUCAGGAAUUACUGGCUUCUUCACACCCCGCUUAAUCAAAAAGACUUUGGGCUUACGAGCGGGGAAGCCCACCGCUGGAGACGAGGCUGCCAAGCCUUUUCCAAGGUCAAACUCUACAUCUUCCAUGUCCUCAGGGCUUCCGGAGCAGGAUAGGAUGUCCAUGACUCUUCCCAGGAACUGCCAGAGGUCCAAAAUCCAGCUGGAAAGGACGGUGUCCACCUCUUCUCAGCCAGAGGAGAGCGCGGGGCGGCAGGGGGUGGAGGAAGGCACCGCUCUCUCCAGGGACAGACCUAAAGCCAAACUUUUGCCCAGGAGCGCAGCGGCCCUUCCCCUCCGAGCCGCCUCGGGGGACGGGGCUGUGGCCGAGAGGGAAGCGGCAGGCUCAGGGGCCAGCGCCCUCCCUAAGAGUAAGGAGAAGAACGGCGUGGCAAGGUUGGCCAUGGCGGGGCUCCCCGAGGACGGGGAGAGGCCGGGUUGGCCCUCCCCAGCCAAGGCCGCCCCAGGCCUCCCGACCACUCACAACCACAAAGUGCCAGUUCUCAUUUCCCCCACUCUGAAGCACGCCCCCGCCGACGUCCAGCUCAUCGGCACAGACUCUCAGGGGAACAGAUUCAAGCUCCUCUCGGAGCAUCAGGUCCCGUCCGCCGCAGACAAGGACCGGCCCCGGCGCGUGAAACCAAAGUGCGCUCCUCCCCCGCCCCCUGUGAUGAGGCUUCUGCAACACCCGCCCACGUGCCCAGACCUCCCGGAAGAGCAGCACUCCUCUGCCGGAGGGCAUCCUGCGGAAGUGCAGGAAGGGGGGAAAAAGGCGGCAGCGGCCGCCGCGACCCCGGUUGGCGCAAAAGCCGGGAGGCCCACGAUGCCUCCACCUCAAGUGCCUCUGUCCGCCUGUUCCACAUCACCGGCGAAAAUGGCCAACGGCACCGCGGGCACCAAAGUGGCGCUGAGAAAGACCAAGCAGGCGGCCGAAAAGAUCUCGGCUGACAAAAUCAGCAAAGAAGCCCUGCUCGAAUGUGCAGACCUGCUGUCCAGUGCCAUUACGGAACCCAUGCCCAAUAGCCAGCUGGUGGACACUGGGCACCAGCUGCUGGAUUAUUGCUCAGGCUACGUAGAUUGCAUCCCACAGACUCGCAACAAGUUUGCUUUCCGGGAGGCUGUGAGCAAACUGGAACUCAGCCUGCAGGAGCUGCAGGUGUCCUCCGCAGCAGCCAGCCUGCCCGGAACUAAUCCCGUCCUUAAUAACUUAUUGUCCUGCGUCCAAGAAAUCAGCGACGUGGUUCAGAGGUAGCUACUGCCAGCCUGGCUGGAAGACACUUGCUGGGGAUGGGGAGGGGAAAUAAGGGACUCGUUUUUCCUGUGUUCUUGCUUUCACAAAAAUGAAAGACUGAUACUUGAGUGAGUUCAUGUGAAGUACCUCAGAUCACUGAGUUCUCACGUUUACAGGUUCAUCUCAGAAGUUACAAACAUACACAAAGUGCAGGGAGGGAAGAAGGGGAGCGGGGAUAAUAGGCAGGGUUUAGAAGCUGGGGAAGUGGCCUGUCGAAAAUCACCCUCAUUGAAAAAUCAGGUAAUGUAUGUGUGCUGCACCAGAGAGAGAAGUCAGACCCGCUUCUUCUGGUGUUGGGUGGGCUUGUCCAUCCUGGGCAGGGACGGGUCUCAUCUCAGUAAGGGGUCAGGGACCUUCCCCUGAAAGCCCUCAACACUGGAGGGGCUGCGAGGCUCACGCUCUCGGCACUGGACAAAGGGGUUUAGCCUCUACGAGUUUUAGGGGAAAGGAUCCAGUCCCUUUGGUCAUGUAGUUGUGAUCCGAAGGUGAUACUGACUGGCUCAGGAGAAGAGGCAGAUGCCUUGAGAACGGGGUCCUCCACAGCUGUGGGAGGUGGCUGCUAAAAUUGUUUCCACAAGGUGUCGUGGCUCCUGUCUCACAACUGCAACCGGUUCAGAACCACGGCCCUCUCUGCUCUCCACCCUUCACUCUGACAUGUGUCUGGUUUCCCAGUGAGCUGGGCUGGCAGGUCUAACCAGGGUCCCUAUGACUGGCAGGGGUGGGCUUUCCUUGCUCGUCUGGCCCAGAUGCAUUCACUAAGGCCUCACAAUUGCCACCCUGCUGGACAGUGUCAGCAAAUCAUGGGCAUCAUUUUACCAGACUGUGGUUUCCUCCAGUCCCUUUCUGGGUAAGAUGCCCUUUACCUUCUUUAUUAGCACUUGGAAUAUUAACACAAUAACUGGGCUUGUCAGUUGUCAGGUUGCAAACCUCCAGAGGACUCCUUUUCACUGCUGCACCUAUCAUCGUGAUAUAUUUUCCCUGUCUCUGCCUCUCAUUUUUCUGUCUCCCUCUCUUAUUCUCUCUCUCUCUCUCGCGCUCUCUCUCUC